Saimiri boliviensis boliviensis (Bolivian squirrel monkey) is the source of this 1945-nucleotide messenger RNA. RefSeq names its product epoxide hydrolase 3 (gene EPHX3). Lineage: Eukaryota; Metazoa; Chordata; Mammalia; Primates; Cebidae. The record is from RefSeq and is a predicted model, not a curated record. Gene Ontology annotation, molecular function: catalytic activity.
CGGAAGCCAUGCCUACCACUUCAACUCUUCCCUCUUUUCUGGCUUGUGGGCCACACCUGCUCUGCAUAUGCCCGCCCCUCACUCCAGGUGCCGCUCACUUGACACAGGACCCCUCCCCAAGCUCACGCACCCUAGCCUUGUUUCCCGCCCCUGUCGCGCCCAGGUGUUUACCUGGCACUCAGGUGAGUUGUGCACUCCUGAGCUGCCUGCCUCUUCUCUCAUCGCGUCCCACAAGCCCCAACAGCACGGAGGGGUGUCAGGCCAAAGGCGGUGGGCUCCUGAGCCCUGACACCGCCUCGCCGCCGCUGCAGGUGCCCCCGGCCGGCAGCGAAGCUGUGGCCCCAGAGCGCGGCGACAUGCCCGAGCUGGUGGUGACCGCGCUGCUGGCGCCGUCACGCCUGUCUCUGAAGCUGCUGCGCGCCUUCAUGUGGAGCCUCGUGUUCUCGGCGGCGCUGGUGGCCGCGGCGGUCUACGGCUGCAUCGCGCUCACGCACGUGCUGUGCCGGCCACGGCGCGGCUGCUGCGGGCGCCGCCGGAGCGCACCCCCAGCCUGCCUGAGCGACCCCUCGCUGGGCGACCAUGGCUUCCUGAACCUCGAGAGCUCGGGCCUGCGUCUGCACUAUGUCUCAGCUGGACGAGGCAACGGACCCCUCAUGCUGUUUCUGCACGGCUUCCCUGAAAACUGGUUCUCCUGGCGUUUCCAGCUCCGGGAGUUCCAGAGCCGCUUCCACGUUGUGGCUGUGGACUUGCGAGGCUAUGGCCCCUCGGAUGCACCUGGAGAUGUGGACUACUACAAGACUGACCUGCUGCUGGCCGACAUCAAGGAUGUCAUCCUAGGCUUGGGUUACUCCAAGUGCGUACUUGUGGCCCACGACUGGGGUGCCCUCCUUGCCUGGAAUUUCUCCAUCUACUACCCAUCCCUGGUCGAGCGGAUGGUUGUGGUCGGUGGUGCCCCCAUGUCAGUGUACCAAGACUACUCCAUGCGCCACCCUGGCCAGUUCUUCCGUUCCAACUACAUGUUCCUGUUCCAGCUCCCCUGGCUGCCAGAGAAGUUGCUGUCUAUGUCUGACUUCCAGAUUUUGAAGACCACCCUCGCCCACCGCAAGACAGGCAUCCCACGCUUGACCCCCAACGAGCUUGAGGCCUUCCUUUAUCACUUCUCACAGCCUGGUGGUCUCACCGGGCCCAUCAACUACUACCGAAACCUCUUCAGGAACUUCCCCCUAGAACCCCAGGAGCUGGCCACACCCACAUUGCUGCUGUGGGGGGAGAAGGACAUUUACUUUGAGCUGGGGCUGGUGGAAGCCAUCGGCAGCCGCUUUGUGCCGGGCCGGUUGGAGGCUCACAUCCUGCCAGGCGCGGGGCAUUGGAUCCCACAGAGCCACCCUCAGGAGAUGCACCAGUACAUGUGGGCUUUCUUGCAAGACCUGCUGGACUAGUGGCCCUUGCUGGCCUGCCCGGGAAGCACGGAUACUCUGGAAGGAACACACCCUCGUCAUCUGCGUGUACCUGGGAGUCCAUAGAAUGUCCAUACAUGGGUGGAUUCUUGAAUCGCUCCUAGGCGUGGGAUUCCUGGAUCUCACCCAAGUGUACCUAUGGGUGCUUUGGGACACACCAUCCCCUGUGCUCACACGCAGGCAUCGACGAGUGCAUGUGUGACAAGCUCUGACCCUGGGUAUGCCUCUUCUCCAGCAGAGCCAGAUGCCGGGACCAAGUAUCCCACCUCUCCCCUCCCUGGGGCCUCACCCUGCUCCUUGCCAAAGUCAGCCCCUGGAAUAACUGCACAAACCUUAAACCCUGACCUUCCUGUCCCUGCCUUCCACCUUCUGCCUGGGUUUUCAGCUCAAUGCUACUCUAAAUACGAUCCUGCUGGGUGCAUUUGGCUACUUCAACUUAAAGGUAUGUUCAUAGAAAUGAAAUACAAUGAAAAUGCUCUGCUCAGUUA